CAUAGAAUAUUCGAUAAAAUUUUGACGAUGAUGACGGAAGAUUGGAGCGACUGCUCUAACAAUGAUAUCGAAAUGCGCGAGACAGCAGACAAAGCAAAGACAUCAGAUUAUAUCACUAAUGCCCUCAUCGCUUUUCACUCGUUCGCCGUGCUCUCAUACGGCACCAGUAUCAUCCUGGCUGAUGUCGAUGUGACCAAUCGCACGAUCGAGCUACCCCACCUUCACAAAAUGGAAGUUCCUUUCGACAUAAACACACAACGCACGUACAAAAUUGUAUUAAUUACGGAAGUAAUGUACAUGCUCGCGGCUGGCGUGGGAAUCAGCAUACCAAACAUUUUGCUGUUAACUAUGGUUCUACAUACAGGUGGUCAAAUAAACAUUUUGCGUAACUGGAUCACGAAACUUCAGCCUGAAACCAAUGAAAACAAACGCGAAUCCUUCGUUAUUACAACGAAUAAAAUCAUUCGAAAGCAUCAGAAAAUCAUUUACUUUUCGGAAAAUGUUGAGAAUCUGUAUUCAAUUAUUGCACUGUCGCAAUUUGCAUCUAACACGGUGAUGAUUUGUUUAUUAGGAUUUCUGGUUGUAACAGCGCUCGGUAGUCCCGGAGCGACGGGGAAAAUAGUGAGAUCUCUUUCGUACUAUAGCGUAACAAAUAUGGAAGCGUUCAUAUUCUGUUAUGCUGGAGAAUAUUUGAUCAAUAAGAGCAGGGCAAUCGGACUCGCUGCAUAUAAUUGUCAGUGGUAUGAUUUGGCACCUAAGCAAAGUCGUGUACUGUUAUUUAUAAUACUAAGAUCACAAAAGCAAUUGACACUAACAGUUGGAAAGAUGACAGAUCUCUCGUUGCGAUGCUUCGCAAGUAUCAUGAAUUCUGCGGCAUCAUACUUAUCAGUGCUGCUGGCGAUGCAAUAAACAC
Molecule: messenger RNA, 913 nt
Organism: Linepithema humile (Argentine ant)
Lineage: Eukaryota; Metazoa; Arthropoda; Insecta; Hymenoptera; Formicidae
Product: odorant receptor 13a-like
Biological process (GO): detection of chemical stimulus involved in sensory perception of smell; sensory perception of smell
Cellular component (GO): plasma membrane
Molecular function (GO): olfactory receptor activity; odorant binding
Source: RefSeq, a predicted model, not a curated record